AGUUUGCCUGCCUUGGAUAACACUAGCUUAGAUUGGUAGCUGCCAAGAAGUUUACCACUUCCCUCCUUCAAAAUCCUUCAAAAGAACAUUGGUGGCUCCAUGUCACAGUUUCAGAGCUCGUGGGAAUUCUACCAGCAAAGCAUACCAAAUGACCUGGAUGUCGAAAUGGAGUCCAUGGCAACUUGCCCAUCCUUUCCUGAUCCAGUCGAUGACUUCGAUAGGAACAUUCCCCGAAUCUGUGGCGUUUGUGGAGACAAGGCUACUGGCUUUCAUUUUAACGCUAUGACCUGUGAAGGUUGCAAAGGAUUUUUUCGGAGGAGUAUGAAAAGGAAAGCGAUGUUCACAUGUCCAUUCAAUGGCGACUGUAAGAUCACCAAAGAUAACCGGCGGCACUGCCAAGCUUGCCGGCUGAAGCGUUGCGUUGACAUAGGCAUGAUGAAAGAGUUUAUUCUGACAGAUGAAGAGGUUCAGCGGAAAAGGGAGAUGAUAAUGAAGAGAAAAGAGGAAGAAGCCCUUAAGGAGAGCUUGAAGCCCAAAUUGCUUGAAGAGCAACAGCAUGUUAUUGAUAUUCUCCUUGAAGCCCACCGCAAAACUUAUGAUCCCACUUACUCCGACUUUGGCCAAUUCCGGCCUCCAGUAAGAGACAGUUUGGGAAGAACUACAAAAAGAUCUUCCUCUGUUGUAACUCAAAGUUUCUCCUCAGAAGACUCUUCAGAUACUUUCAACUCCUCCCCAGAGCCAAAGAUGUACGCAAAUCUGGACCUGAACGAUGACAGUGAUGAAAGUACAUCCAUGUCCAUAGACUUCUCACACCUCUCCAUGCUGCCUCACCUAGCCGACCUGGUUAGCUACAGCAUCCAGAAAGUGAUCGGUUUUGCAAAAAUGAUUCCAGGGUUCAAAAAUUUAACAGCAGAGGACCAGAUUGCUCUGUUGAAAUCCAGUGCCAUUGAAGUAAUUAUGCUCCGUUCAAAUCAGUCGUUUACAAUGGAAGAUAUGUCUUGGACCUGUGGCAGCAACGACUUCAAAUACCAAAUCAGUGAUGUCACUCAAGCUGGUCACAACCUGGACUUGCUUGAGCCCCUUGUUAAAUUUCAGAUUGGUCUGAAGAAACUGAAUCUGCAUGAAGAAGAGCAUGUGCUCCUGAUGGCCAUCUGCAUCCUUUCUCCUGACCGCCCUUGUGUUCAGGACACUGCUCUGGUGGAGUCCAUCCAAGAUCAUCUUUCAGGAAUCCUGCAGACAUACAUUCUCUGCCGACACCCCCCUCCGGGCAACCGCCUGCUUUAUCCCAAGAUGAUCCAGAAACUUGCAGAUCUGAGGAGCCUGAACGAGGAGCAUUCCAAGCAGUAUCGCUGCCUCUCCUUUAAGCCUGAACACAGCAUGCAGCUCACUCCACUGGUUCUUGAAGUCUUUGGCAACGAGAUCUCUUAAUUUGGCAUUGAGGAUGAAUCACAUUGAAGGAAUGAAAGGAGUCGGCCCAGCUUCUCACUGGUGGCAAACUGAGAGCUUCGGCUCAAGUGAAGUUUUUGUAUAUUCUGUCAGCAAGAGGGGUUUUUGUUUUUUUUAAAAAUCCACACUACCAGAGGGACUGCAGUGUUUGUACAGCUUCAGCCUCAUCCUUUGCAUUGCUGUUGAGCAGCAACCUGCCAGCUAGCCCCCUCUCUCCUGCCAAUCAAGACUGAGCUGCUUUCUCACUUGCUGCUUUGCCAUGACGGAACUGCUUGUUGCUUUCUUCAGUGUAGAGCUUUCCAAGCCAGUGGCUGAAACUACUGUGUGUUAAGGAAGGUAAAGAUUGAAUAGGAGCUUCCACGUAGAAUUGGUGGAACGUAUGGCUUGAGAAAGACUGGACAUUGGGUUUUACCAUAUCACGUUGAGAGCUUUCAGUCCAGUAUGACUGUAAUAUGCAGAGAUGGCUAACUGUUCUUUUUGCACUCCCCCACCCCUAUACUUUUCUGCCAAAUACCCCAAGGCUCUUUGGCACUAAAAAAGAAAAAAAAAGUAUUUAUUAGCCUAAUAAUGAAUAGGAAAGAGACAGUUACUGGAAUAAAUAACCUGUGUCAUCUUUCUGGGUUUUAAAAAAUGUGAUUUGUUCAGUGUUUAGAAACAUGCCCAGCACAUUGUUGUCACUAAAUAAACCUGCAAGAAAAGAGCUAACCAUGCACAACUAGUGGAGGUCUUAGGAGAAUCCUUAAUAAAGCCCCUGCCAGGAGCUUAGUAUUGUUUCAUGAGAAGUGAACCCACUAAAACCCAUGCCCUGUUUGCAACUAAUGUCCUUACAGUUUCAAACACUACUAACAGCUAAGAGGAUAUUUCAAAUAACCCAGUGGUAUGGAGUUGGCUUCUAAUCCAUCAGAGAGGGUUGAGUUGUUCAGAAUAAUGAUUUAGUAUUGCUUUUGAGUGAUGCAGAGAGAUUCCUUGUGAUCAGGUCAAGCCAUGUGCAAAGCGGCGCCUAAGUAUUACAUCCACCAUAUAAAGAAGUGAUUUUCAGCUGUCUCCAUGUUAGAGCUAUAAUGUUUGAGUCAGGCCUUAGUCAUUCUCAGGGAAGCUGAAACUGAUUUAUUUUUGUCACUCAUAAGAUGUUUACUGUGAGUUUGAUCAUCUCUGAGCUAUGUGACCUCUGGAAAAAUGAAGUACAUAUGAGCGGUCUGCUGACAAGGGAAGUAAUUGUCAUCAAUAUUAAGUAAAAUCAUGUAUAUACAGAAUACCUAUUUGGUAUAGAUAAUUGGUACUGUAUGGGUCCCAUAGGAUUUGAAAAAAGUAUCUUUCAUUGGACCAACUUCUAUAUGGUUUAGGAUUAUGCAAGUGCUUUGGUGACACUAAGUUAAAACAUGAAAAACAGAAAGGUAAGCUCAUUGUCAGCUGUAGAGAGCACAAAGCCGGUCACAGAUGGUUGUUCUCCCCAUCACUUUGGAUAGCUAGUGGCCUGUUCCUAAAAUAUAAGUACUACUCACUUUACACACAUGCUGUACAUUCACCAGCAUGCUGUUGUAUUUGUUUUAAAAUUAUUGUCAUAGCUGCAAUUUGCACAUUGUAUACAGCUACAGAUGAUCACCGAAAUGUCUGAUGAAUGACAUGACUUAAAUUCUAUGGAUACAAGAAGGCUUCAUUGAGCAGAUUAGUCUCAGGGGUUGUGUCUGUAAGAAUUGGCAUAGAACAAGGUGAAGAUGGGAGCUACCUUUUAGGAUUAAAAUCUCACUUUUACUCACUAGGUGUCAGUAGGGUAACACACUAGAAAGUCAUUCUUGUGUAAAGUGCCUUGCAUUUGCUCCACAGUGAUGAAUCUUCCCCCAGAAUUAUGAGUAGAUUGUUUUACUCUAAAAUUAAUCUAAAUUACUAGGAUUGGAAGGGUUCAUCAAAGUCUUAACUUCCUUCUGUGUUUGAGAGUUGGCACUAGAGCAGCCCACCCACAUGGAGUAAGUCGCUGUGUGUGUGUGUGUGGGGGGGUGAUAGGAGAUGGAGUACAGCUCCCCCAACAGUACAGCUUUCUCAUAAGAAAGUAAGACAAGGCCUGAUGAAUCAGAAUUGUCGAGUCCAGCAUCCAGCAUUCUGUUCACACGGUGGUCAACCAGAUGCUCCAAUAGGAAGCCAAGCAGCACAUCUCCCUUUGCCUGGAGAAUAAGCCAAUAAAGACUAAAUGUUUGCAGAUUUAGAAGAGAUGAAAAGAAAGCAGCCAUUUGUUACAUGUCUCCUUCUACGUAAGCUUUCAAAUCUCCUUUUCAAACUUCUUGUCGCUUCAGCUAGUGGGGCAACUCUUAGUAUGUUGUUCAACUACUUCAGCAAGACACACCCACCACCUUAAGUAAUUUAGGCUGCAAUCCUAUGCAUACUUACCUGGGUGUAAGUGCCAUUGAACUCAAUGGAAUUUACUUCUGAGUAGGCACAUAUAGGAUUGUAUUAUAAGACAGGUUUUUUUUAAAACACCAUAAUGGCAUUUGGAGUUUGUCUGCGCAUCUAAGAUUAUGGUCACUUUCAAUGCCAGAUGGGUUUACUAUGCAAAGACAUAGUGGGCAUGUAGAAGGAAGUCCUGAGAAAUCACAGUGCCCUGGUGUGUGACCCAAGGGUUGAAAGAUGCUCAAGUGCUUGUCAAGGAGAAGAUUAUAGUGUUUACCGCGGGACGCACACUGGAAAUCUGUCUGCAACAUAAAAUGUGAAGCAGUUGUUGGAACAUAAGCAUGCUAAUCCUCAGUAGGUUCUUCUUCGUGGUCUCUAUGCAUCUUACAUAUGGGCUCUGUGUGCGCACGGAACUUCAAUUCAGGAAAAAUAAUUGUGUGUCACUUUAUUGUUAAGAUACCUUUGUAAAGGGAAAAUUAGGAGCCCUUUGCAAUUCUUUUCCGGGUUUAAAAAGAGAAGCAAAUGAGGAGGCCUUUACUUGAAACAAAAAGGCAUAACCUUUGUGGGAGUUGCACUCAUGGAUGGGAGAUUUGGAUCACAUAUGUCCCAUCUCAGGAAAUAAUCCCUCAAGCCUAAAGGGAUGGAUGGUUGUUGCUAAAUCAAUCACCAUUCUGAAAGGGUUUUACACUUAAAGAGGGCCUAAAAGUAAUUAUAAAUAAAUAAAUUGAUACAUAUUGCUAUUGUGUAAACCAGGGAUAAUCCCAGCACCUGUGUACUUGAUGGGACACGGUAAUAUUUUAAAUAAUGCUCCCAGUAAGCAAGUCAAGCUUCUUGAGCAAGGCCUGGGUUAUUAAAAAAUGCCUGUGUAUGGAAAACACCUAUCAUUAAUCUUUUCAGACAAAGAUCCAUCUCUGUUUUCCAUCUGCUUCCUUUUCUUUGAGACAGGGGGAGAGAAUAAACAUUCUGUUUUAUCUUUUGGUUAUCUACCCUAAGCUAAGAAGAUACAGUUGACUCUAGCGGUGAUUUCCAGUUAAGGCGUGUAUGGCAUCAUUGCCUUGCUUUAUUCAUUGAGUUUUAGGGGGUGUUCAGACAUCGUCUUCUGCUUGUAACCCACCCAUGUUUUUCCCCACAGCUUAUUCCGUCUUUUUCUUUACUGCAGAGAAUCUGUUAAGGACAAAAAGACUGAAUUGCUAUACAUUGCCUUCAGAUUUGUUGCACUUUUAGACCUAUCUGGAAGCAUCCUAGAUCUAAAUAAAUUGUCACUGCAGUCACUUAAGAGAGUAAACCUGGCCACUGUGUUUUCCAAAUUAAUUUAGGUGCACUAUGUUGCCUGCCCUCUAUAUUAAACCCAUUAGCAAUUACUAUGCUGAACACUUUGCACCGAAUAUUGAGGCAUAAUUGAAUGUGUAAAUAGCUAUUUAAUAUAGGUUGGAAAUGUUUGGUUUUAAAAUAUAAAUUGGAUUUUAAAAAUUUAAGAAUGACAUUUGAAUCAAAGCUGCUCCUUUGAAGAGAUGCUGGAAUUUGAUUUAUUUUUUCCCAACUCUACAUGUGAAAGCCAAACCUGUACAAUAAGAGAGUAGCUUAUUUCCAAAUGUGAAACACAAAUUAUCUCUUGUUUGUUGCCUUGUGUAAUUUAAAUCGUCAUGCAAUGCACUUUAUGAAAAUCAGCAGAAUGAUUUAAAGAGACAAAUCUAUAUUUUAAUUAUAGUGGUGGUGAUGAUGAUGAAGAUGAUGACUUAGAUGCAAAUGAUAGCUUUUUAUUCCUCUGUACAUCUUUGGGCUGUUUUCUAAUGGAUAAAGAGAAGAUCUAAUAUAAAAAAUAUUCCAGAGGUUUAUUGACAUGAUAAAGAAUGAGUGAAUACUGUUCUUCAUAGUUUUAAGUGUAAUAUGCUGUUACCUUCUUAAUAAAAAUGUACUGCUUUGUGAAAAA
Elgaria multicarinata webbii is the source of this 5758-nucleotide messenger RNA. RefSeq names its product vitamin D receptor (gene VDR). The transcript has 10 exons. The record is from RefSeq and is a predicted model, not a curated record. Gene Ontology annotation, molecular function: vitamin D response element binding; nuclear receptor activity; zinc ion binding. Gene Ontology annotation, biological process: multicellular organism development; positive regulation of transcription by RNA polymerase II; negative regulation of transcription by RNA polymerase II. The coding region runs from base 100 to 1428 and encodes 442 amino acids. Gene Ontology annotation, cellular component: nucleus. NCBI's taxonomy places the organism in Eukaryota, Metazoa, Chordata, Lepidosauria, Squamata, Anguidae.